AUGUUAAGGCCUGCCACUCCACUUACGAUUCUGCUCCUAGGGGCAUUCGGUCUUCUCAUAAUCUCGAUAGUUUCAACUCCUAUCAUUAAGAUUAUUCCACUCGCUUCUUUCGCCGGAAUUGAUUUUGGUGUCUUCGGAUUCUGUAAGGGAGAUGCAUGCAGUCCAAUUGAACUUGGAUAUGACACUUCAAGUCUCCUCAACGAUGCUCAAUCUUCGACUUUCGACCUUCCUUCCUCGACCCGCGCUACUCUUUCAAUCAUCCUUAUAGUCCAUCCUAUUGCAGCCUUUUUGACAUUUAUUAUGUUAGUGCUGGCUGCGUCGGCACAUUUUCACGCUCCCUCACACUCUCCUCGUUUCCUACUCGUCAUUUUUAUUUUCAGCAUCCUAACAUUGGUAACAGCCCUCUUAUCUUUUUUAAUCGAUGUGCUACUAUUUGUCCCACACAUGGCUUGGGGGUCUUACUUAGUGCUUGCCGCAACAAUACUUGUAGCUAUGAGUGGAAUCGUCUCUUGCGCUAUGCGCCGUACCUUGGUAAACAGGAAAGCUCGAAAAAGACGAAUUGCUGAAAAUGCUGAAAUGAAUGGCGCGAAUUUCUACGGCAGAGAAGGACCAAAUCCUAACUUGCCGCCUGCAGUAAUCGCUACUGCAGCGGCCGCAGGUACAGCUGUUAACAAUCAACCAGCUUUCGCAACUUUCGAAAUAGCAAAAAAACCUAAAGACGAGCCUUUAAACAAUGAUGAACGUGUACCCCUAACCCAACAGAUACCAGCUGAACGCCCUACCGAUGGGCAAUCAGUUACUGGGAGUACACUAAAAUACAACUUAUCAAAUAGAAGCGAUCUCCGAACCCAAGUGCCAACAGAAAACAAUAGUUAUCGUGCUCCAGAUUCAACAUAUGAUAUUAAUGGUCUAAGGCCUUCUGAUCCAUAUUUCAGUAACCAGUUCAAUGAAUAUCCUCCCACGGUCAACGAACAAAGAGGUCAGCCUCCACAAAAUAAUAUGCGCGGUGGUCCUCGAGGCGGACUUCGCGUUGCAUAUGAUGGGCAGGGAAGAGGUGACUACGGUCUCUCUACAAGAGGCACUCAACAACCUCGAGGAGGCAUGCAACAACCUCGAGGAGGUAUGCAACAACCUCGAGGAGGCAUGCAACAACCUCGAGGAGGCAUGCAACAACCUCGAGGAGGUAUGCAACAACCUCGAGGAGGCAUGCAACAAGCUCGAGGAGGUAUUCAGCAACCGCAAGGUGCGUAUCGACCUCCACAAUCAGGAAACAUACCAUAUAGAGGAGUUAAUCUUGGAUCUCAAAGAGGAAAUUCGACAAGGGGAAGUAUUAAUGGAAGAGGCGGUAGAAUCCAGCCUGGAUUUGAAGCUAUCCCACCAAGAUUUCGUGGUGACGAGCAAUUACCGCCUGAUCCAUACGAACGAGCACCUUUAUCCCCAACUGGUUUCAGGGAAAUUGGAUAUAAUGCACCUUCACCGUCUGUUUAUUCGACUUACAACCCUCGGCUCUCUGCCGGCACUUUUCCUGUGGCUCAGACCCCACCACCUUUGUCAGAACUAGACGAAAAUCUUGUAAUGGUUCGGCCAGAGAGAACGAACGGUGGAAAUCAACCCUCCAAACUGAAUAAUAACCUUUUUACAAACAAAGCCAUGUCAAAUAACCAUGAUACGGGGCCCUCCCAAGUAAGAGAUCAUCAGCAGCUGGGAUACACUGAAAAUAGGGCCGCAGACUAUAAUAUGGAAGAGCCUUACGUUGCUCCGCUGCAACCCCGGAAGCAGAAUGGAUCACCAAAUCAUUCCCGUGACGUGCUUACAGCUAACUUUCCAGUUGAUUUAGUAACCAAUCGAAAGUUUAUAGGCAAUAAUCGCUAUGAUGAUGCGGAUCAUGUAUUCCUACCACCGCCCAACAUCUCUGCUCCAUUUGCGCCAAGGCCUACGAAGGCCAUACCCGGAAUAUUAACAGGCUUCAACAUAGAAAGAGAUAAAUCCAACGAAGACUUGAGAUUUAGUCCAUGCUCUCCUGCUGAAUCGGAAUAUUCGAACUUCACAUCGGUAUCACAGCGUGGCGUAAAUCCACAGUGGAAUGGUGAUACAUCUGGCGAACUGAAGGACCCUAAUUACAGUCGCGAUUUAGUUCCAUCCCGAAAGCCAACUCAACAAAGAAAUGAUGUCCUUCUCAGUGGAAAUCCAGAUUUUUCCAUUCCAACUGCAAGAGGUGGGCGUAAUAACGCGAGAGGCGAUGCGAUGAGAUGA
This is a messenger RNA of Blumeria graminis f. sp. triticale, 2253 nucleotides long. The record is from the annotation of a GenBank genome assembly. Lineage: Eukaryota; Fungi; Ascomycota; Leotiomycetes; Helotiales; Erysiphaceae.